GACGUCUCAGCGGUCUCAGUCCUCAGUGCCCGUCCGACUCGCGAUUCGUAUGUACGUUCGGUUCUCGUUUUAUUUUUCUUCUCUCUCGCGCGUGCUUUUGCCGAUUUAAUCGAAGCUAAACGGUCUGAGAGGAGGCAGAGAAGUCGUUAUUCAGGACUCAGAACGCCCUUCUCCCUCCGCCAGACAGUGGCGCUCGCAGUGGUCCUCAGGAUCGGGACGUGGUGCGGUUCGUACGAUUGCCCUUAAAGCCGAUUGACCGAGGGUUGAAUCCGGUGUGAAUCGUAUAUUGUCACAGUGCCGAAAUCGCGGUGAAUAUUCUGCGGAACUUCUGGCGAGACGUGUUUUUCACUCGAGUGAGAAAAGAACUCUAUGUAAAACGAUCCAAUUGAUAAUAGACGAUAACUGAUUCGAAUUAACGACAAUUGAUAAUCGUGCAAGAGUUUAUAUUCUCACGGUAGUGCUGAUUGGCGAUAAGGAAGACGCACGCACUCUCGGAGCGACCUGCCUGCCGACCUGGUGCACCUAAUUCCUAUCGAUUAAGAUUAUGAGUUCCGAGCCGUGGACCUUGCCUCCGAAGCAAGGUCUAUAUGACCCUACCCUCGAACGAGAGGCUUGCGGCGUUGGUUUUAUCGUCGCCAUUGACGGGAAGAGGUCGCACAAGAUCAUUCGAGAUGCUCAGACUUUGUCGGCGCGAAUGAAUCAUAGGGGGGCAUGUGCCUGUGAUAAUGACACUGGUGACGGUGCCGGUGUGCUUUGCGCAAUACCGCACGAUUACUAUGCCAAUGAAAUUCGCGAACAACAAAAUAUCGAACUGCCCGAGUUCGGACGAUAUGCGACCGGUAUCUUAUUCCUUGACAAGAACACCCACAAGGUGGCAGAAGCCGCAUUUGAGAAGCUUGCUAAGGAGUGCAAUUUAAGAGUGCUGUGUUGGCGUAACGUUCCCACCGAUGGCACCCAAAUUGGCCGAGUGGCGAAGAAGUGCGAACCGUACAUGCGUCAAGUGUUCGUUACCGGCGAUCAAGAUGCAGAAACGCUUAAACGACAGAUUUUCGUGCUGAGGAAGAGAUCGUCGCAUACAAUCCCGCGACCAGAAUUGCGGUACUACAUUUGCUCGUUGUCGUUGAAGACGGUCGUCUACAAAGGUCAGCUCACCGCUGACCAGUUAUGGCUGUAUUUCACGGACUUGAAGUCUCCGAAAUUCGAGACCUAUCUGGCACUGGUACACACACGGUUCUCUACAAAUACUUUUCCAAGUUGGGAAAGAGCGCAUCCUUUACGCUUGCUUGCUCAUAACGGCGAAAUUAAUACCCUGCGCGGCAAUGUGAACUUCAUGAAGGCGCGCGAGGGUGUGAUGAGCAGCCAUAUAUACGGCGAUCAGCUGAAACAGUUAUAUCCAGUCGUAGAACCGAAUCUCUCUGACUCUGGAUCGGCGGACUGUGUACUCGAGUUCUUGGUGAUGGCAGGUCAACGCUCCUUGCCUGAGGCUGUCCUGACGAUGGUACCAGAGGCUUGGCAGAACGACUUGACGAUGGCCACUGAAAAGCGGGAAUUCUACCACUGGGCGGCCUGCGCUAUGGAACCCUGGGACGGCCCGGCUCUUCUGACCUUCACCGACGGCCGCUACGUCGGCGCUAUCUUGGACAGAAACGGCCUGCGCCCGUCGCGCUUCUACGUCACUAAGGAUAACAUGAUGGUGAUGGCGUCCGAAGUGGGCGUCUAUGAUACUCCGCCCAGCAAUGUAGUCCUGAAGAGUCGCUUGAAGCCCGGCCGGAUGCUUCUCGUUGACACCGAAGAGAAGAGGAUCAUACAGGAUGUCGAGCUGAAGUUGCAGAUCGCUCGAAACAGGCCUCAUUCCAAGUGGCUCAAGGAACAGAGGAUCACCAUGGAGGAAUUGCGCGCCGCACAUGUUCGCAACAGCAGUGCAGGGGACGUAAUCGAGAACGGUCUAUCCGCCGAGACAGCCACCGCAAAAAAGAACGCUAUCAACGGCGUUAACGAAGUUUCGGCCGUGAAUAAAGUUUGGAGCGGCGACAAACGGCUCUCUCUUUACUGUUAUACUCUGGAGACUAUCAAUUUAUUGCUUCUGCCCAUGGUGCAAACCAAGAAAGAAGCGUUAGGAUCUAUGGGCAAUGACGCUCCCCUGGCGUGCUUGUCUGAAUUCCAACCAUUGAUAUAUGAAUAUUUCAAGCAAUUAUUCGCGCAGGUAACGAAUCCACCGAUCGAUCCAUUCCGCGAAAAGAUCGUAAUGUCCAUGCUUUGCCCAAUCGGACCCGAGAGUAACAUUCUGGAGCCGAACGAGUUGCAAGUACAUCGCCUAUUCCUGCCCCAACCGAUACUGUCUCUGAGUGAUUUUGAGGUCCUCAAGCACACGACCCAUCGUAAUUGGAGAACAAAAGUGAUCGAUAUCACUUACCCUGUUCAAGACGGGCCCGGUGGUUUGCUGAAGACGCUGGAUCGCGUUAACAGUGAGGCUAAUGUGGCCGCUAGGGAAGGUUAUCAGCUCCUCGUACUAUCCGAUCGACAAGGUGGCCCGACAAGAGUUCCGGUAAGCAGCCUGUUAGCUUUGGGCGCUGUUCAUCAUCAUUUAAUCGAAGAGAGACAGCGAAUGAAGGUCGGUCUCAUAUUGGAAACCGCCGAGGCUCGAGAGGUGCAUCAUAUUUGCGUGCUACUUGGUUACGGAGCAGAUGCCAUAUGUCCUUACUUGGUAUUCGAGAUGGCGAAAAAUCUGAGGGCGGAUCACGUUUUCGAUGAAACCUUUACUGAUGAUGUUAUUUUUAAGAAUUACGCAGAAGCUAUGGAACGAGGAAUUGCGAAAGUGAUGGCCAAGAUGGGAAUCUCGACCUUGCAAUCCUACAAAGGAGCGCAGAUAUUUGAAGCAGUUGGAUUGGCCGACGAAGUCAUCGAUAAAUGCUUCAAGGGUACUCAUUCUCGUAUUGGCGGCGUGACAUUCGAUAUUUUGGGCAAGGAGGCGUUCGAGCGGCAUCAAAUAACGUAUUGGGACAAACCAAUGGAUUUGCUGGUCAUUCGCAAUCCAGGAGUUUAUCACUGGCGAGCCGGUGGCGAGAAACAUAUCAAUGAUCCCGCGAGCAUUGCUAGUUUACAGGAAUAUGUUGUCUCCAAAAACAACUCUGCUUAUGAAAAUUAUCGCAAGACCACGAUGGAAGUGGUGAAGGCUUGCACUCUGCGCGGCCAACUCGAACUGAAGAAUUCACGCGAUCCGAUUCCCGUCACGGACGUGGAACCCGCGUCGGAAAUUGUGAAACGUUUCGCGACUGGCGCGAUGAGUUUCGGCAGCAUUUCCUUGGAAGCUCACAGUACUCUGGCAAUCGCCAUGAACCGCAUCGGUGGCAAGUCGAACACCGGCGAAGGUGGUGAAAACGCGGACAGAUACCUAAACCAAGAUCCGGAGUUUAGCCAGCGUUCAUCUAUCAAACAAGUAGCGAGUGGUCGCUUUGGCGUUACUGCCAGUUACCUGGCGAAUGCGGACGACUUGCAGAUCAAGAUGGCACAGGGCGCGAAACCCGGUGAGGGCGGCGAGCUUCCUGGUUAUAAGGUCACCGCGGAGAUUGCUGCCACCAGGCACUCGGUACCUGGGGUCGGUUUGAUCUCGCCGCCACCGCAUCAUGACAUCUAUUCGAUCGAGGAUCUGGCCGAGCUGAUUUACGAUCUCAAGUGCGCCAAUCCAUACGCCCGUAUCUCCGUCAAACUUGUGUCUGAGGUCGGAGUGGGCGUCGUCGCCGCCGGCGUCGCCAAAGGCAAGGCCGAGCACGUAGUGAUAUCCGGCCACGACGGCGGCACCGGCGCCAGCAGUUGGACCGGCAUUAAGUCCGCCGGAUUACCCUGGGAAUUAGGCAUCGCCGAGACGCAUCAGGUGUUGACCCUGAACAAUCUGCGGUCGCGCAUGAUUGUCCAGGCGGACGGCCAGAUGCGCACGGGUUUCGACAUUGUGGUGGCUGCGCUGCUUGGUGCGGAUGAAUUCGGCUUCAGCACCGCCCCGCUAAUCGCAAUGGGCUGCACAAUGAUGAGAAAGUGCCACCUGAACACCUGUCCAGUAGGCAUCGCCACGCAAGAUCCGGUGUUACGAAAGAAAUUCGAAGGCAAGCCGGAACAUGUGAUCAAUUUCUUCUUCGCGUUGGCUGAAGAGGUACGUUCGCAUAUGGCGAACCUGGGCAUCCGCAAGUUCCAGGAUCUAAUCGGACGCACAGACCUCCUUAAAGUACGUGACGACAUCUCUGUUGAAAAAGCCAAGACCCUAAAUCUCAGCAAUGUACUGCGAAACGCGCUGGACUUAAGACCCGGCGUAAAUAUCAAGGGCGGCACCGUAAAACAAGACUUCCAACUGGAGAACAGACUCGACAAUAAACUAAUUGAACUAGCCGAACCUGUUUUAAAUGGAGUACACACUCGAGCUGACAUCGAAAUGAAUAUCAACAACGAAUGUAGGGCAUUCGGAUCGACGCUGAGUUAUCAUGUAGCCAAACGAUUUGGAGAUGACGGAUUGCCCGAGCAUAGCAUCAAUAUCAAGAUGAAAGGCUCUGCGGGUCAGAGUUUCUGCGCUUUCAUGACAAAGGGUAUUCAUGUCACUCUUGAAGGCGAUGCUAACGAUUACGUCGGCAAAGGUCUCUGCGGAGGUGAAAUUGUCAUAUACCCGCCGAAGGACUCCGAGUUCAAUUCGGAGGGAAAUGUGAUCGUCGGGAAUGUCUGCCUUUACGGCGCUACUUCCGGAAAAGCCUACUUCCGCGGCAUCGCUGCCGAAAGAUUCAGUGUGCGUAACAGUGGGGCGGUUGUUGUGGUGGAGGGUGUGGGUGAUCACGGUUGCGAAUACAUGACCGGCGGUUGCGCCUUGAUCCUAGGUCUUACUGGUCGAAAUUUCGCGGCUGGAAUGUCCGGUGGAAUCGCAUACGUCUUGGAUGUCGACGGCUCCUUCAAGAGCAAGUGCAACCCCGAAAUGGUGGAGUUGCUAUCGCUCAACAACCCAGAAGAAAUCGCCUAUGUGAAACAACUACUGGAAGAGUUCAUCGAAAAGACCGGUUCGUUGAUCGCACAAGAUUUACUCGCCACAUGGCCGGAACCCACCACGAGAUUCGUCAAGGUCUUCCCUUACGAGUACCAGCGAGCUCUCAAACAGCUGGAGGAGGCAAAGCAACAAACACCCAACGUAAUUAACGGUAACGCACAGAUAACGAACGGCAAGAUCAAAGAUAUAGAGGAUUCAAUAGAAGACGCAGAUAUGGCACAGCGAAAGUUGGACAAGAUCAAGGGCUUUAUGAAGUACUCAAGGCAGAAGGCCAUGUACAGACCGGUCGAAAAGCGUGUAGAGGACUGGGAUGAGAUAUACAACUUCCAGGGUGUCAGGAAGACUCUGCGAGUACAAGCGGCAAGGUGCAUGGAGUGCGGCGUUCCAUUUUGUCAGAGCAGUCACGGUUGCCCGUUGGGCAACAUCAUUCCUAAGUGGAAUGAUCUCGUAUUCCACAACAACUGGAAGGAGGCCUUAAAUCAAUUGUUGCAAACUAAUAAUUUUCCUGAGUUUACCGGAAGGGUCUGCCCCGCACCUUGCGAGGGUGCAUGCGUCCUAGGAAUCUCCGAACCACCGGUGACAAUCAAGAAUAUCGAGUGCGCCAUAAUCGAUCACGCGUUUGAGCAAGGUUGGAUCGUGCCUCAACUACCGACCAGAAGAACUGGACGAUUAGUAGCUGUAAUCGGAUCCGGUCCCGCGGGACUGGCCGCUGCUCAUCAACUGAACAAAGCGGGUCACACGGUGACCGUGUUCGAAAGAAACGACAGAAUCGGUGGGUUGCUGCAAUACGGUAUACCGACGAUGAAACUGUCCAAACAGGUCGUACAAAGAAGAGUCUCUCUGCUCGCCGCGGAGGGAGUCAUCUUCAAAACGAACGUCGAUGUAGGCAAGGAUAUUACAAUGCAGGAACUUCAAGAACUGUACGACGCGAUAUUGUUGUGUACAGGCGCGACAUGGCCGCGAGAUCUGCCGAUUCCAGGUCGACAGCUGGAGGGAAUUCACUUUGCCGUGAGUUUCCUAGAGCACUGGCAGAAGAAACAAAUGGGUAACACAGCACCCCUAAAUAUGCGACUGAUAGCCAAGGGCAAAGAUGUUGUCAUCAUAGGAGGCGGCGACACCGGAUGCGAUUGUAUAGCAACCUCGCUACGUCAGGGCGCGAAGACGAUAACGACCUUCGAAAUCCUGCCCGAACCGCCAGCCCAGAGGGGCAAGGAUAACCCGUGGCCUCAAUUCCCACGAGUGUUCAAGGUUGAUUACGGUCAUGAGGAGGUAUCCCUGAAAUUUGGCCGAGAUCCGCGUAGAUACAGUACGUUGAGCAAGGAAUUUUUGGACGACGGAAAAGGCCACGUGAGUGGCAUCAGGACGGUAACUGUGGAAUGGCGAAAGGACGAGAAUGGUCGAUGGAAGAUGGAGGAGGUACCAAAUUCAGAGAAGGUGUACAAGUGCGAUCUAGUAUUGCUCGCCAUGGGCUUCCUCGGACCCGAGAAGUACAUCGCCACGGAAGUGAAAGCCGAAUUGGAUGAAAGAGGAAACUAUAAGACUCCGGGCGGGAAAUAUUGUACUAGUUUACCCAAAAUAUAUGCAGCAGGCGAUUGCAGACGUGGACAGUCUCUCGUAGUAUGGGCGAUCGCAGAAGGUAGAUUGGCCGCGAAGGAAGUUGAUUUGGCCUUGAUGGGAGACACCGGCCUUCCCGGAAACGGUGGUAUAAUCAGCGUUAACGCUUAAAGGACCUUCACGAUGGAUGUUGGUCUUCCAAUUUAAACAAGAAAAGAUCCACCGUGCACGCGUACUGCGAGGAAAGAGUCAUAUCGACUAUUAGAAGGCAAGGAGGGAGUUCCUUGGAGAUCCAUGGAUGUGAGCUCCAGGAUCCGAGGAUUCGAAAGUUCCAUGAAUCCAAGGAGAUACAAGCCUAGAAUCGUAGAGUUCAGAAAUCCAAGAGUCCGAAGGAUGUAACGUUCAGGAAUCCGCGGAUUCAAACUUCCAGCAAUCCAAUGAUUUAUAGCUCCUAAGAUGUGGAAGAUCGAAGAAUUCUCUUAGGACUAAACAAAUGACUCUAAAAUUUAAAGAAUUGAACAUCCAAAAACCUUGAGAACCUGAAGACCAGAAAAUUCGUGUAUUCGAAUUUUAUGACAUCUAAGAAUUAGGUCUUAGGAUUCCGAGGGUUCAAAUAAUCAAGAAUCUAACAACGAGAACACUAGAAAAGCAAGUUCCGGCAUUCACAGAUACGAAAAUUGAAGAGUUUAAAGAAUUAAGGAUUUUGAAAUAUGGAAAAAUAAAGGAUUAUAUAAUGACAUAUGUAUCUCAAAAUUGCAAGACUUUAAGAAUCCUUUCAAAAAGUUGUGAAAACUAAUAAUUUGAAGAUACGGAAAUUUUAGCCAAGAAAUUGGAAAAUAUUAUAUUUAACAAUUUUUUUAAUCAUACCUAAGUUAUGAUAAAAAUCUAAUAAUUUCAUGAUUUGCAGAUAUAACAGCUCUAAAAAUUUAACAUCGGUCAAAUAGAAAAUAAGAAAAAUUUUAGAAAUUUUAAAUCACAAAUCUACAAUAAUUGCAGAUUUAGAAAUUCAAAAAUCUGCUAUAUUUACGGCUGUUUACAAACUAAAAAUUGGAGAAAUUAAAGAGCUUGGAAUUCGAGUAUUUGCAAGUCCAAGCGAUUAAAAGCAUUCGAGGAUUUAAGAAUUGAAAGAUUCUCAGACCUCGAACUGAGGAUGUGAUAAUCAAGUGAGAAACGAGAAACAGAGUAAGAGAAUUUUUGUGGCGCGAAUCUCUUCGUAUCAGAGCAACGGCAAAUAAACGUAAUUCCUCCGUAACGUAGUAAACUCGUUCAAGCAUCUCGUUCGUCCAAUUAGAAUUAAUCACACGCGAAAGAAUUAGAGCUUUGAGUAUAGUGAAAGAUACGAGCUGGUAGCAGGAUCUACGUAAAUCCGCAUACGAAUUUAUAUUAGACCGGUAUACUUCAUCAACUAAAAUGUUUUUUUUAACAUGCAACUGCAAAUCUAUUAUUUUAAAAAUAAAAAUUGAAGAGAGAUGUUUUAGUAAAACUUUAUUCAUAAAGUACCUAUAUGAAACGUUGUUCUAGCUUUCCAAAACAAAUACUGAAAAAGCAGAAAUAUUCUCAAUUAUCUAACAUACUGUUUAGAUACUUUAAAUGCAAUUAUAAAUUUAUUCCUUUACAGGAACAAAACGUUCGAUUGUAAUGAUUAACGAAGUUUAUGUGUAAGUACAAAAAGUAUUCGUAUAUCGCCAUUUUUCCUCUGUACGUUUUAAUUAGCAAUUAAGAAUGUAAACACGAAUAGAUCAUAAAGCGUUAUACAAUAAAAUAAUAUUCAUGCAUUA
Molecule: messenger RNA, 8349 nt
Organism: Temnothorax curvispinosus
Lineage: Eukaryota; Metazoa; Arthropoda; Insecta; Hymenoptera; Formicidae
Product: putative glutamate synthase [NADPH]
Exons: 26
Coding region: 545-6742 (2065 amino acids)
Molecular function (GO): FMN binding; glutamate synthase (NADH) activity; flavin adenine dinucleotide binding
Source: RefSeq, a predicted model, not a curated record